This is a messenger RNA of Exophiala xenobiotica, 1113 nucleotides long. RefSeq lists its product as uncharacterized. The record is from RefSeq and is a predicted model, not a curated record. The coding region runs from base 1 to 798 and encodes 265 amino acids. The transcript has a single exon. Lineage: Eukaryota; Fungi; Ascomycota; Eurotiomycetes; Chaetothyriales; Herpotrichiellaceae.
AUGGCUACUGCUGCAUCCUCUCUGCAGGCCGCGUCAGGCAAUGAGCGCUUCAACGAUGAAGCGGCCAAAUGGGACAGCAAUCCCUUCGUCCAUGAGGCCAGCAAAGAAGCAUUAAAAGCCAUUUUAGCCAAAUUUCCUGCGCUCAGACGCCCGCCGGGAGAAGAAGACGGGUAUAAUGUCCUAGAGAUCGGCUGCGGCACAGGCCUACUCUCAACUAUUAUGGCACCUUACGCCAAACGGAUAGUGGCUGUCGACGCUGCUCCCGGUAUGAUUGAUGUGCUCAAGUCAAAACUGCAGCAUGCCGAUGCGCCACAAAACAUCACGCCAGUGGCAGUACUGUUGGAGGAUCCCGAAGACAAAAGUCUGCCCCCAGGCGACGAGAAUGACCCAAAUGGGCGCCGGCUAAAGUUUGACCUGGUCACCUCUCAUCUGGUGUUACAUCAUAUUCCAGACCUGAAGAAAGUCUUGACCACCAUGCUAGGGUGCUUGAAAAGCAACGGAUGGGUGGCCCUGACCGAUUUCGAAGACUACGGUCCAGAAGCGAAGAGUUUCCACGCUAAGUCCAAAAUGGGAGGAGUGGAAAGACAUGGGACCAAUAUAAUCGCUAUGGAAAGGCUGAUGAAUGAGGUCGGCUUCGUCAACGUUCGAGUGGAGCAGGCAUGGAGUAUGGACAAAAACGUGGAAAAGUUUGAGGGUGAAUUCGGAGACGCCGGUAAAGCGACUCAACCUGGUCAUGGACAAAUUAAAAGCUUUCCCUUCGUGCUCUGCAUGGGGGAGAAGAAAUAUUGUCAGCCGUGAUGACCUCGGUGGCGGUUAUCUGUGGGAAGCGUGGGGGGCGUUGGGAUGUCUUCUGGAACACGUUCCCUGCACACGUUCUCCGGGGUUUGACACUCGCUGGGCUCGAAGGUCCAUACCACGCCACCGCCGAGCGGCUGGCGGGUGCGGUUGAGGCAGAUGUCGUCCUGAGCUUUUGGGUCUAGCAGUUGAGGGCUUACGCACGGGCAUCAUUUGGUUGUUUUCAGUUCGUAAAGAACCAGAGACACCAGUCUCUUUGAGAAGAUCGGAAUAGCCGAUGAUUGUAUCUGCGAGAGCUGAAUGGCCGGAGAUUUCGAG